AAAAUCAGAACUCAAAUAAAUGUAAGUUAUUGUAGAUUUGGUAAGUACUCUCAUCGUAAAUCAGAGAUUGAAAAAGCUGAGAGAGUACACCCAAAAAAAAAAAAGCUAAGAAGAGAAAAAAAAAAGAAAGAAAAAGAAGAUCCACCUCGAACUUCUCUCCAUCUUUCUCAAUCAUCAUCUAAUUCUCAGAUUCCGUUUCUUUCUUCCUUUUUCCUCUUCCUCUUCAAGCCACAAAGACUCAUAAAAAUCUAACCUUUUUUCUCAUUCUCUCUGUUAAAUUUUCCGGGAAAGUUUGUUCCUUUUUCUCCAGAUCGAAUUCUCUAAUUCUCAUCUCACUGAAUCUGUUACUUUCUCUAUAAUCUAAUCUUCAAAUGUUUCUGGGUUUGUGAAAUCAACACUUAAAAACUCGAGCUUUUUACCUCCUCUGUUUUUUUGAAGAUAAUGAGAGAAGACGAUUCAGACUGGUUCGCAAGAUGGGAAGAGGAACUUCCAUCACCAGAAGAGCUCAUGCCAAUUUCUCAAUCUCUAAUCUCACCCGAUCUAGCUCUAGCCUUCGAUAUACGAAGCCCAAAUCACGGAAACGGAAACUCAAAUCAACCCCAUCAUCACCAAACCACACCUCCUACACCAUCUCAGCUUCAGCUUCCAUCUUCACAAGCCAAUUCCUCAGCCGAAUUCGCUGCAGAUUCAGCAGAUCUAGGCUCAGGAGCUGCCGGAGAUGAACCUGCACGAACCUUAAAACGACCGCGUCUUGUCUGGACACCGCAGCUUCAUAAACGUUUCGUUGAUGCUGUUGCGCAUUUAGGGAUUAAGAACGCUGUUCCUAAAACGAUUAUGCAGCUUAUGAGUGUUGAUGGUUUAACUAGAGAAAACGUUGCGAGUCAUUUGCAAAAGUAUAGACUUUAUCUUAAGAGAAUGCAAGGUUUGUCUUCUGGUGGUGGAGCUGGUUCAGAUCCGGCUACUGAUCGUCUCUUCGCUAGCUCUCCGGUUCCUGCUCAUUUUCUUCAUCCUAAUCGUGUUCCCAGUUCUGAUCAUUUCAUGCCGUCUUUUGUUCCCAUUGCUACUCUUCAACAACAACAACAAAUGGCUGCUGCGGCUGCCGCGGCUGCAGCAGCGGCUAAUCCUCAUUUACAACCGCCUCAGUUCCACCGACAAAUCGCAGCUGCGCAUUUUGGCUCGCCGACAAACGGUGGAUUCAGUUCACCGACGAAUGGUCAAUUUGGAUCACCGGCUAGUAAUGGGUUUGGAUCACCGACGGCGAAUGGGAAGUUUGAUCCUUCGUUCUUGGCGGUGAGGCAAACGCCGCAGCAGCAGCAGCAACCAAUUCACAGAAUGUCUACACCAUCAUUGCAUAGUCCAGUUGGUAAUUACGUUGAGGAUUUGGAAUCUGCAAACGCUAAUGGAGGGAGAACUGUCCUAACUUUAUUCCCAACUCGAGACGAUUGAAAGUCAAAAUCUUUCCGGUUCAAAAUGUCUCUACAGUCAUCAAGAACAUUGAUUUGAGUCUGCUGAUCUUUCUUGGCAUCGGGUAUUAUCUGGUGGCGAUCAAGUUAUGUAUCUGAAGCGGUCUUUCAAGUAAAGAUGAGAGUAUUAACCCUUGUAGCUUUCUUCUAUAAGAUUUCAUGUAAAGAUGAGUUUACUUUUGUACAUCCGUACGGACAAACUCAAGAUUGGAAAAAGAAUUGAUCUUGAUGAAACAAAAAAGAAAAAAAAAAACUCUCAUGUUGUUGCCUUUUGUUGUAGAUUUGUUCUUAAAGCUGAGUUUGCUUGUAGCAUUUUACACUGAAAGUAUAUUGGAAUUGCUAAAACUGGUCAUUCCCUUUUUA
This is a messenger RNA of Arabidopsis lyrata subsp. lyrata, 1826 nucleotides long. Its product is annotated as transcription factor MYBC1. The transcript is spliced from 2 exons. The record is from RefSeq and is a predicted model, not a curated record. Gene Ontology annotation, cellular component: nucleus. Gene Ontology annotation, molecular function: DNA-binding transcription factor activity; DNA binding. Bases 442 to 1446 code for a protein of 334 amino acids. NCBI's taxonomy places the organism in Eukaryota, Viridiplantae, Streptophyta, Magnoliopsida, Brassicales, Brassicaceae. Gene Ontology annotation, biological process: regulation of DNA-templated transcription.